CCACGCCUGGCCGGUCUCCCGGUAUCCCACUCGCACCACUCCCCGAGCUCGCGGCAGCACCCGCCGCGCCACCGCCACGCCAUGGCCGCGCCGUGCGGCCGCGGCGCGCUGCCGCUGGUCCUUGUGGCGAUCGCCGCGGCGCUCCUCACCUACAACGCGCUCCUCUCCUCCCGCUCCGGCCUCCUGCCCCUCACCUCCACCUCCUUCCCCACCGCCACCGCCGCCUCCUCCUCCUCCCGCCGCUUCGGCGCCGCGGGGUCCGCCGGGCGGCCGAGGCCGUUCCACACCGCGGUGACCGCGUCGGGGUCCGCGUACAACACGUGGCAGUGCCGCGUCAUGUAUCACUGGUUCAAGGCGGCGCGCCGGGCGCCGGGCGGCGAUGAGAUGGGCGGGUUCACCAGGAUCCUGCACUCCGGGAAGCCCGACGAGUUCGUCGGCGAGAUCCCCACCUUCGUCGCCGACCCGCUCGCCGGAGGGGACCAGGGAUACAUUGUUCUGAAUAGACCGUGGGCAUUUGUUCAGUGGCUCCAGAAGGCAGACAUAAAGGAAGAGUAUAUCUUGAUGGCAGAGCCUGAUCACAUUAUUGUCAAGCCUAUCCCAAAUUUGUCAAGGGAUGGUCGCGCAGCAGCUUUCCCUUUCUUCUAUAUUGAGCCAGAGAAAAAUGAGAAAGUGUUGCGUAAGUUCUUCCCUGAAGACAAGGGACCAAUCACUAAGAUUGAUCCUAUAGGAAAUUCUCCUGUGAUAAUUGAGAAGGAAUCUCUUGCAAGGAUCGCACCUACAUGGAUGAAUGUUUCAAUUGCGAUGAAAAAAGAUCCUGAAGCAGAUAAAACUUUUGGCUGGGUUCUUGAAAUGUAUGGCUAUGCUGUAGCAUCUGCUAUCCAUGGAGUGGGCAACAUCCUACGCAAGGACUUUAUGAUUCAGCCACCUUGGGACUUGGAAGUUAGUGAUGCUUUUAUCAUACAUUAUACUUAUGGGUGUGAUUAUGACAAGGAGGGUAAACUGACUUAUGCUAAAAUUGGAGCAUGGAGGUUUGACAAGAGACAGUACACGGACAAACCUCCACCUAGAAAUUUACCAUUACCUCCAGAUGGUCUACCUAACCGUAUACCUCAGAGUGUGGUUACACUUGUGAAAAUGGUCAAUGAAGCAACAGCCAGCAUACCAAACUGGGACUCUUAUGCAGCUGGUUGAGCUUUUACAGAUCUGGCUAGUCAAUUCAGUUUGCCAAGUGUGUCCAUGGUGGUAGUGGUACAUGAUCAUUGCCAAACAUGGAAGGUGGGUGGCUGACAACCGUGGGAUGCAAUGAUAUACAGGUUUACCAGGCUACCGGCUCCUGACCUUUCUGCCUGAAUUUUCCUGAGGAUGUCUGGCGCAGAACCGCUGGUUCGUUUGUUCUGUCAAACACACGCACGAUGACACUGCAUACUAUGUCAAACACACGCUCUGAUCUGUGAGACGGUUAUUUGUUGACUGUUGAGUAUUUGUCUAGUAUUUGGUUGGCAUAAA
Messenger RNA from Panicum hallii, 1506 nucleotides. RefSeq names its product hydroxyproline O-arabinosyltransferase 1-like. Bases 82 to 1191 code for a protein of 369 amino acids. Gene Ontology annotation, molecular function: glycosyltransferase activity. The transcript has 8 exons. Lineage: Eukaryota; Viridiplantae; Streptophyta; Magnoliopsida; Poales; Poaceae. The record is from RefSeq and is a predicted model, not a curated record.